CAACCUGCUUCAGGCCCGAUAAAGGAUGAAAGGAUUAUUAGCACCGCCUUCGAUACGGUGUCGCUUUAUGUUUAUAAUUAUUUUUAUCCUUCCUUCUUUCUGGAAUACGAUGUCGCUUACUUUACUUCACGCGGUUCCAUUCGUCAUUAGUACCUAUAUAUAUGUGACACCCGACGAUUGCGCAGGUCAGUCCCAUGGUUCGCGAACAUAUACACUCCCACUUUCAAUUUUCCAUACCGCAAAGGCACCAUGGAUCUUUCCUCGCUUGAAGGUCCUCCAAUACCAGAUUCCAGUUUCAAUGUCCGUACUUCCGCUUGGGUUCCGCGUGGCACGGAGAUUCCUCGGAUACACCUCGACCCUACUCCAUCAACGCCGGCAUUGACACCAUGGGCGCAAACACCGUACCGGAGUUCGUUCAAUUAUGACGACUACCCGCCCAGGCCGGCAUCUUCUGGAUCCACCGCGCUGCGCAGAUACUAUCGAAACCAAGACGAGAAUCCAGAGAUCAGACGGAGGAGUUACAACGACGAGCCCCCAGGGUUCCUGCAUCCGCCCUCGUCCUCGUCGAACGGAUAUAGCGUAUCAGAGUCCGAUUUAUCGAACCAUCACGCGCAUAGCAACGGACCGCGAUGCAGAAACACCCUCUUCUGGUGCGAGACCCAACAGACAUGGCUUGCUCAUGAGCGCCACACGCCGGGGAACACAGCACCCGCGCUUUCAAUCCCGCAGUCCCAGUUUACAGAACCAUACCAUACAGCUUCGCGGGGGUUAGGGCAGAGCCAGAGCCAGAGCCGUGAUCGGUAUAUGGACAGUGAUGACAUGCCACCUCCGUACGAAAACCAUUAUUACGAUCGCAUCCUCGCGGCGCAGCCGAUGUUGACGUCGAAUCCUCAAUAUCAGCAUCAGAAUCGUCGUCCGAGACAGGUGUCAAGAUGGGGUGCCAUUGCGAGACGGAUGAAUCGGUCGCCUGGUCCUUAGGCUUGUUCUAUUUGGGCUUUUUCUUUUUUCUUUUUCCUUUUGUUUUGUAUACGAUAUGCAUGGAAAUAGCGUUUGCUGGAUUAUUGUA
Molecule: messenger RNA, 1066 nt
Organism: Aspergillus ruber CBS 135680
Lineage: Eukaryota; Fungi; Ascomycota; Eurotiomycetes; Eurotiales; Aspergillaceae
Exons: 1
Coding region: 250-978 (242 amino acids)
Source: RefSeq, a predicted model, not a curated record